Messenger RNA from Ostertagia ostertagi, 477 nucleotides. NCBI's taxonomy places the organism in Eukaryota, Metazoa, Nematoda, Chromadorea, Rhabditida, Trichostrongylidae. The record is from the annotation of a GenBank genome assembly.
AUGCUACUUCUAUUCAGUGAUAUCGUCCUGCUCGCUCAUCGCUCGCAAGAGACACCGUUCGCGAUCAGUUUCGAGCUGAAGCUGAAAGGACUUCUGGUGGAGGACGGCGAUUCCUAUGACGUCAUCGGAGAACGCGACGAUGCUCUCACUCUUCAUUCAGGGAAGAAAUCGAUCGUUUUGACUAGUCCAACAAAAGACCUAUGGAUAGAGGAUAUCAGCUCUGCCGUCAAGCAUGAUGUGAAAAAUCGAUUGGAUCUUCCUCCAAUUCUUUCAGAGAACGAGCAGCGAAUUUCGAUGGGCGGAUGCGACGUAGCUAUGGAUGAGACGCAAUCCAGGGAGCGUCGAAAAUUGAGUCCGCUUCAAGUGUGCUGGUACCGCAAGACGUCGCUCAGCAUUCGCCAAAUUUAUAAUGUCAGUCGUUUAUUCAACAUCAUAAUCACUAACGUUGUUAUGGUCAUCGUACGAAACGUGCACUGA